Molecule: messenger RNA, 915 nt
Organism: Phaedon cochleariae (mustard beetle)
Lineage: Eukaryota; Metazoa; Arthropoda; Insecta; Coleoptera; Chrysomelidae
Source: the annotation of a GenBank genome assembly
AUGAACGAGGAUUCCUCAUUAAUGAAGGUGGAAAAUAUUCUUCAAUGCAAGAUUUGCGAUAGAGUUUUUGAUGACUAUGACAAAUUCAAAAAUCAUGAAAAAUAUGAAAAAUAUGAGAGCGUUACCAGGAAAUGUGAUAUAUGUGGAAAAAUAAUGAAAACCAAAACCUCAAUGAGACAACAUAUGAUAAAUAAACAUUCAGACAAAACAUGUAAAUAUAAAUGUGAUAUUUGUGGUAAAGAACUGAAGAAUAAGCAGAUUCUAGAAGGUCACGUGCAAGCAAUCCACUUUAAAAAAUAUCGCCAUCAUUGCGACAUAUGCCUCAAAGGUUUCAACGAUAAAAAACAAUUAGCAAAUCACAAACUAGUUUACCACGAAAAUAAAAGCUAUGCAUGUUCAACAUGUGGCAAGAUCUUCAAGCUCAUCUUCACCUUCGAAGAACACCUGCUUUCUCACGAACCCGGUUACCAGAGGCCUGUUUUUCCUUGCACCAAAUGCGACCUCAGGUACAACUCAAGGUCAGGCUUGCGAAGGCACAAAAAAACCCACGAAGACAACGGCACCAGCAUUUGCCACAUCUGUGGAAACACCUUCAAGUCCCUAGGAUCGCACAUGCGUACUCACACUGAUGAAAGACCUUUCAAGUGCAAGGAAUGUGGCUUGUGCUUCAGGAAAAGUGAUACGCUCAGUACUCACAAGAGGACGCAUACCAAUGAGAGGCCGUUUGUUUGCAGCAUUUGCGAGAAAGGCUUCACUCAGAAGUCGGCGUUGACCAGACACGUUUCAGGGCAUACUGGUGAGAGACAGCACAGUUGCACUGUGUGCAAGAAGAAGUAUGUCAUGAAGUAUCAGCUCAAAGUGCACAAUUGCCAAGGACCGCCGGAUGAAGAUUCAGAGGAAUCAGAUGAGGCCUGA